Molecule: messenger RNA, 4453 nt
Organism: Coniophora puteana RWD-64-598 SS2
Lineage: Eukaryota; Fungi; Basidiomycota; Agaricomycetes; Boletales; Coniophoraceae
Exons: 2
Coding region: 1-3969 (1322 amino acids)
Biological process (GO): actin filament polymerization
Cellular component (GO): actin filament; cytoplasm
Molecular function (GO): microtubule binding; actin binding
Source: RefSeq, a predicted model, not a curated record
AUGCAGUCUAUGCGCAUCUUGGGCGCCCCAACCCAGACUCUUCCACGUCCGUCACCUCCUCCGCCUCCACCUCCACCUCCACCUCCACCACCCGCCGACGGUCACCGGGCCAUGGACGACGCUCCAGCUGCCAGCCUCAACGUGGGUCCUCGACCCAGGCAGACCGCUCUGGCCCGGCCCAGUCUCGCAGGCCGCCCCGCAGGCCCACGCGGUGCUCGCACUCAGCGGCAGAAGAACUCGCUCGAUCUUACCAGCCCUUCGCGCUCAUCUAAUUCGUCUAUAAACGGAGGCGAAUCGCCCUCUCAGUCUACCGUCGCUUCACCUGUUCAGAGUACCUUUCCCCCGUAUGCACAGCAAGGACAGUCCCAGCAGCUGCAGGCGCCCCGCCCACCUCCUGUCUCGGUUCCACAUCCGCCGCCGGAGAUGAACGCGAGCCAGAAUGUAGGUCCAAGUGUCAUCCCCAACGUCAACGGCUACGCUACCACCUCCCAAAGCCAAGAUGACAGCGCGUACUCGGGCCCGCCCACAGCAGUACCCCUCCCCCCGCCCGCCGCUGUCCCCUCCAUCGUGACUCCUGGACCAGCGCCCCCAUACACCACCCAUGCGAUCCCCGCACUCAACAUCAACGGCAUCAACGGGUCAUCCACAUCAUUCUCAUAUUAUCCAUCUUCCCCACAUCGCAUCAGACACUCCCUAUCAUCAUCCACCACCUCCGCCGACGCCGCAGUUCAGACAUCCCCGUCGACUCACACACCCGCACCCACACCCCCACCGCCCUCGCCCUCCCGAGGUUCGUCCGGCAUCAAGCUCGUCCCCAAGCUCCCUUCGCUGGUGCCCCCGCCCCCGCUGUCCUUCGCCUCGCAGUCGCAGGCAGCGCUAUCGGCCCCGUUCAAAGCGCUCCCGUACGAAGUCGCCCAAUGGACGUUCUCCAGCGCGGAGCUGCAGGAGAUCGUGCGCCGCGCGAUCCAGCUCUCCGCGCGCGAAUCCUUCGUGCGCCUCCUGCCGCUCGCCGCGCUCGACGGCGCGCUCGACAAGGAGCUGGCAAGGAUACAGGGCGCGCAGCGCGAGACGCAGGCGAGGAUCCGGUUCGGGGUGCAGCGGCGGACGAACGUGUUGCAUGCUGUGAGCUCGGCUGCUGCGUCGGCGUCUGCCUUUGCGUCGACGGGGGCGUCGGAUAGGGACAGCUUGCACAGCAACGCGGGCGGGUCGCUGUCUGCUAGCGGCGGCAGCGGCGGACCGGGGCUAAGCCCGCUCGGCGACCUGCUCGUGCAGCUCUCGGACGCAGCAGCAUCGUGCGACACGCACAUGCUCGCGCUGUUUGCGCUCGCGGACGAGCACGCGCAGCUGGAGCGCGCGCAGCACCGGCACUGGGCGAGCGCGCUGUCCGUCGCGCUGCGCAAGCUGAACGCGCGGUACGAGAAGCAGACCGGGGAGCUGCGCGAGGCGCGCGCGCGCAUCGCGAAUCUGGAGCAGGAGCUCGAGGAGGCGUGGAAGCAUGCGGAGGAGUUUGCGAAGGAGGCGGAUGAGGUGGGGGAGGUGAUGAUCGGUGGUGGGAGUGCGAGUGGGUCGGAGGUCGGGUCGGAUGUGGAUGAGGACGAGGACGAGGAGCGGGAAGGGGAGGGGCAGGACGGAGAGGGAGGUGCCGAAGGGGGAUUGGCAGGGACUAGCGUAGGCGGCGGCGGCGGGCUGACGGUGCCCGGGCACGACCGCACACCGGGCGACGACUCUGUCUCCGAGCGGCUGAGCAUGUUCGACGACACCGCGACUGUCGAAGUCGUCGGCGUAACAGCACGAGCCGUCGCGUCCAAAGCGCAGCUCUUCGCCUCCCCGCCCUCGUCCGCGAAACACCCGCCACCACCAUCGGCGUUUAGCCCGCCCCCGCCGAGCUCGUACCCGUCUUCGCUGCCGAACAGCGCAGGUGCCGCGAGCGCGACGUUCAGCACGGGCGUCGCUGCGGACGCGAAGAGCGUGCGGUCACUGCGAUCGCGCCGCAGCACGCGCUCGACGCGCAGCAGAAACGCAAACGCGAGCGCGAACAUCAACCCUGUGCCGGCAGCAGACCGCGUCGCGGCGGCGCGCACGCGCUCCCGCGCCGCGUCGAACGCGUCUCUGCGCUUCCCGAGGCCGCUGCGCAAUCUAUCCAUCAGUGGGAUGGACGGGGUGGUCGCUCCUGGGGCUGCUACUGCGCCCCCGCCUGUCCCGGCUCUUCCUAUGGGUUCGGCGGCCGGGGCGGGGGCGCUCUCGCAUUCCCGCGCGGGGUCGCAGUCGUCGCAUCCGUAUGCGCAGGCGCAGGCGUACUCGCCGGCGCACUCGAGGAGCGGGAGCAAGAAUCUGCAGCAGGCGCAGGCGCAGGUGCAGACGCAGGCACAUUCACCGUCGCACGAGCGGAGCGGGAGCAAAACCCAGCCGCAGGUGCAGACACAGUCGCAACAGCAGCAGACACAACAGCAGCCGCAGCCGCAGCCGCAGAACAUCAAAGUCAAGACGGACGACUCGUUCCUCGAGAUGAACUUCCUCGAUCUCGACGCGGGCGAGGAGCCGAUGAGCGCCGUGUCCGUGACCCCCGGGCCGUCGCCGCUCACACCGGGGCCACCGCCGCCGCCGGUGCCGCCGAAGGACGGGGAGGGGGCGGUGAGACCUGCGCCUCCGUCGCGACCCGUUCCGGCACCGCCAGAGCCGAACCAGGGUUUGUUAAUGGAAUCCACCCCAGCUCCAGUGCCAGAUCAAUCUGGAAAUGCACCCCCGCCAUCCUUGGACACGCACCUCACCAUCCCCAGAACGUCAUCCAAAGUGUCCCCGUCCGCUUCGGCGCUCGGUUUGGGCGGAGGCAUUCCCGCGCUGUGGCUUUCCCCCGAAAACCCUUUCGCGUCGACUGCGUCGCUGGCUGUGCCUGGCGCGGGCGGGCAGGGGUUAGGGCCAUUGCGAACGCGCUCGAACUCGAUGCGCGGGCUGUCGUUGUCGUCUUCCCCCUCUGGUGAGGGUGAGGGUGCCGGUGGGAAAGGGCAGGGGCAGGGGCGGGGGUGGGAGGGCCAGAGGAAGAGGGAGAGGAGGAGGUCGUUUACGGGGCCUGUGGCGAGGUUUUCGACGAACGUCCCGCCGCCGCCGCCGCCUGAGCCUCUGAUCGAGCCCCAGGCUGUUGGUGGCGAAGAUGAGGCGGAGGCGGAGGCUCCUUUCGAGGAUGGUUUUGAUAUUGGCGGGGAUGAGGAUGGAACUGUGAUGCCAGAUGCGGAGGUGGCAGUGGAGGAAGGGUCGGCGGUGGAAGACGGCCAUGGUGAUGUCGGGCACGAUGGCGUUGUUUUUGGUGUGGGUGUGGAUGCGGUUGCUGCUAAAGGGGCCAGGGACGAGAACGUUGGCGACGGGGAUGCUCCUGACUCUGCCUCUGCCGCUGACGAUGCCCAGGACGCAGAAGCCCCUGUUUGCGCCGACGCUCAAGCUGGCGCCGCCGGUGGACUUGCUACUCCCGACGCUGAGGUUGAAGCAAAUGCCCGUGCUCCUCCUCCCUCUGCGGAAGCGUCCGAAACUGCGGUUGAAUCUGGUGCCAUUGCCUCAGCUGUUGAAACUGGCACCGUCGCUGGCGCCGAGGCUCAGGACAACGCCGAUACCAUCGACUCCGACGCCAUCGAUACCACCCCCAAAGCCCACGUCGGAGAGCUCGAGCAGGAGGAACCGGACACUGCUCCCGCCGCACCUGAACCCUCGGACGUAAACGCGCACAAACCCGUGGAAGAGCUGUCUUCAUCAUCUGCACCUGUCCAGGAUUCUAUACCUCACCCCGAAUCGUCUUCUGCAUCAGGUCCGACCGCUACGCCCGCUACCAGCUUAACUCCUCCCGGGAACGAGCACAAAGACGAGGGGCCGAAGGUCCCGACACUUCAGAUCGAGGAGGUGUCAAGGGAUGACAAGGAGCAUGCGGUCGAGUCGCCACUGCCGAGCGCAAGUACGGGGGCGUCGGUGAGGCUGCCGUGGUGACACGCUCCCUGACUGAUAUCCUCGAUAACCCUUACCAGCUCUUCCGAUACCCCCUUUGUCCUCCGUCAUCCGCCCAUCACAGCCUAUCUCAGCAUCCAUACUUGCCCAUCACUCAUCACUAGCCCUGGAUCACCACUCUCCUUCCUUCUUCCAUAAGCCGUUUCCGGUCUCUGGUGCAUGGCCCGCGUGUUCGCUCGCUCCGGCCUCUACUAUCUCAUCUACUCGUUUAUUUUUGUAAUAAGCACGACGUUACGUCGAUCAGGUAAACUCGGUACACAAUAGUCGUUCCGCUCCCAUAUAUCCCUAGCUUUUAGCCUAUCCUGCGCUCCACCUACUCGCCAUCUUUUAGUUUUUCUAUGCGAUUGGAGUUCUUUUUUUGCUUUUCGUCUCGCCCUUUUAUAAUCUCAUACUUAUCUUCUGCUUUCUGGCAGCUACUUUCGUGCGAUAGUCACGUCAUGCGAUCAUACCAGAAACCUCCAUUGCC